AUGUCACGACAGCAGCCAUACAUAAUCACUAGCUCUUCUUCUUCCUCACAUGGCCGCCGUGGACCAAGUCUUCAGGGAUCCUCGAGCGUGUUCAACGAAGACGAAAUCAUCGAAGCAAAUGGCCCCAUUACAAACUUUCUUCGCGAAGAAUUCUUUACGCCAGAGAAACGAAGUGGAAAUUUCCAAAUUGUUUAUGUGACCGCGGCAUUUGGUUUAGUCAUUGCGUUUUUGCGAAAUUUCGAACAAGAGUGA
Ambispora gerdemannii is the source of this 252-nucleotide messenger RNA. Lineage: Eukaryota; Fungi; Glomeromycota; Glomeromycetes; Archaeosporales; Ambisporaceae. The record is from the annotation of a GenBank genome assembly.